UUUCUGUGUGUACAUAUUAUGAACAUCGUACAUGUGUAUGAUAUACGCUGUGGAGAAUUUCAUGGCCGUAUCGGUCGCGUUGCAUCAGCGAGUGCAAUGUUCAUCUAUUUUCGGGCAUUUUGCAGUGGCGAAUAUCGUCCUACCGACCAGUGAUUUUCUGUCGGUAAAAUGGCCGAGCCGGAGCAGAGAAAUAAAGAGAAUUGUACCGGAGGAACGAAGGAAACGAUGGUAAAGCAAGAAAAGCGUGAGAACACGUUGACGAAUGGCGGGAAGGGAUCGGGCGAUGACGCGGACAGCCUCGAGGAAUUGCCUCUCGAUAUAGGAGAGCACUACCUCGUCCGUAGAUCCGACGAUUCCUGGCAUCCCGCAGAGAUUAUACAAACUCGUUACAAUGAAAGUGAAAGUCACUAUGAAUAUUAUGUACAUUACGAAGGACACAACAGAAGACUGGAUGAAUGGGUACAGAGGGAUAGAAUCAUGUCCAGCAGAUUUGACAUGAGUGACAGAAGCUGGAAAAGUGGUGACAGGAAUUCUACCACUGAUUUAUUGGCAGAUUCUUCGGAUCGUAAGAUCACAAGAAAUCAGAAAAGAAGGCACGAUGAAAUUAACCAUAUUCAGAAGACAUACGCGGAAAUGGACCCUACAACGGCGGCUUUAGAGAAAGAACACGAAGCGAUUACAAAAGUUAAAUAUAUCGAUAAAAUUCAAAUUGGAAAGUAUGAGAUUGAUACUUGGUACUUUAGUCCGUAUCCAGAAGAAUAUGGUAAACAGCCUAAACUAUGGAUCUGCGAAUACUGUUUAAAGUAUAUGCGUUUGGAAAAAACUUAUAGGUAUCAUAUGAGUGAAUGUACUCAUAGACAACCGGUUGGAAAAGAAAUCUACCGAAAAGGUACAUUAAGCAUUUGGGAAGUCGACGGCAGAGAACACAAGAUUUAUUGUCAAAAUCUAUGUCUGUUGGCAAAAUUGUUCUUGGACCAUAAGACUCUGUAUUUCGAUGUAGAACCAUUUCUUUUCUAUAUUCUGUGCGAAGUUGACAAACAUGGAGCUCACUUGGUUGGAUACUUCUCUAAGGAAAAAGAAUCGCCCGAUGGAAACAAUGUUGCAUGCAUUCUCACUUUACCACCAUUCCAGAGACAAGGAUAUGGAAAACUUUUGAUCGCUUUCAGUUACGAAUUAAGCAGAUUAGAACAGACUGUUGGAAGUCCUGAAAAACCAUUGAGUGACUUAGGGAAGCUAUCUUACAGAAGUUAUUGGAGUUGGAUCCUUUUGGAAAUCCUUAGAGAUUUUCGCGGCACUCUCAGCAUUAAAGAUUUGAGCCAGAUGACGAGUAUUUCACAAACAGACAUCAUAUCAACCCUUCAGAGCAUGAAUAUGGUGAAGUAUUGGAAGGGACAACACGUGAUUUGCGUAACGCCGAAGUUAGUCGAGGAACAUAUUAAAAGUAGCCAGUAUAAGAGACCAAGGCUGACAGUGGAUAGCAGUGCUCUUCGAUGGGGCGCACCACCUAGGAAGAACGUGAAGCCUGGCAAGAAGUAGCGAGAAAUGAAUGGAAUUCGAUGGUCUUCGUCACCAUGAGAUAUACGAUUUAAACGAUUCACGUUUAACAAACAUUUGACAUGCAGUUGUACACGAUAGUUUGCAAAGAUGUUCUCGAGUUUGUUAAACAUCAUCUCCUCAAUGUAUUACCAUUGAGUAUACAAUGCAUGUGCGAAUCUUGGUGUCUACUUGGAAAGAUAGCACCAGGUAACCGUGUCGAGCUGGCAUCGUCAUAGGGAGUGUAGAGACGACGAAUGACAUUUUAAAGAGUUCCCUUAUAGUUCUGCUUUUUGUUGUAGCAGCAUAUUAUGAGAGAAACAUGAGACGACACCGUGAAAUACCAUGUAUUUGUUUGGCAAAGAAAGGAACCACCUUUCAUUAAUGUUUCAGAGAAAUACAGACGCAUUGUAUUACACGUGAGACUUAACAUCAAUAAUACCACGCAGUAUUAGCGCAUAUUAACGAUUUUCUUCUGUAAACUCGUUAAUAAUAAACCGCAUAUAUUCAUGAA
Molecule: messenger RNA, 2047 nt
Organism: Megalopta genalis
Lineage: Eukaryota; Metazoa; Arthropoda; Insecta; Hymenoptera; Halictidae
Gene: mof
Product: males absent on the first
Biological process (GO): regulation of DNA-templated transcription
Cellular component (GO): MSL complex; NuA4 histone acetyltransferase complex; NSL complex
Molecular function (GO): histone H4K16 acetyltransferase activity
Source: RefSeq, a predicted model, not a curated record